AUGAAAAGGAAAAGCACGAAAAGCGUAAAUCGUGUUAGCAAUAUUGAACGUGUUGUAAAUAAUCAGGGGGAGGGGAACGGCAUAGAAUUUGAAGGCACAAAAUCGAAGGGUAAUUUACUCCAUAAAGAAGAUGCAAAAUUAAAUUUGAACAACGCCAACGACGCGAGCUUAUUUAGAGGCAGUUACACCAAAGACCCUUCGAACAUUGGCUUUAGGAAGAAGAACCUGAAUCUGCUUUUUUAUGCAGAGGAGGAAAGGAAUUCACUCGACAAUACUGACAGGGGGGAUGUCAAUAUACCGACUAACAGUGAGCAGGAAAAUUGUUCGCAAAGUGUUCAGAAAAGAGGUCUCAAUGAUGUAUUAAGCGAACAGUGCACAGACUCAAAUGGCAACGCAGUAAGUGCGGUGAGCGCAGGCAUUGCUGAUGAGGACGAUGGAAACUUCAUUCAUGUAGGAAUCGGCGCGAGGUUCAGAGAGGAGGACGACGAUGCCAGUGAUCAGUGUGCGAGUGAUGGUGGUGUUCGGAAGAUGGAGUGGCCCUGCAACAUCAGGGGGGUAAGCAACAACGGGGUCAUCGACCAGAUCAGCGAUAAAACAUGCCACGAGACCAUAGACUUGUCCAACAGCUGGGACAAUGCCCCCAACAAUGGAUACACCUCAGGCAGAAGCCGCGGAGACAAUACCGGCAAUGGUGAUGACAUGGUACGGAUUAAUUCUGCAAAUAGUGAAAAUGACAACCUCGAAAUUGAACGAAGGGAAGCCACGAUAGGUAGCAAAGCGGACGCACUUGAUGGAGUGGAAUGUAACGAACUGCAGGACUUGGUAGGGGAAAACACGAGAAACGUUAUUAAGGUUAUGUACACGGAGCGAGUGGAAAAGUGUGACCCUGAAAAAAGAACACAGAAAGAGGAAUCAAGUGAGGUGAAAAGGGAGAACAUUUCCGUUAAUCACAAUUUUGACGAGGCGAAGAAGGAGAAUGGGGUGGCAAAAUGGGUAAACUUAAAUUAUGGGUUUGACAAAUCCCCAACCUUUAAAGAACAAAUGGAGCAGCUGAAAUUUCUAAAAGAAAUAUAUGAGAGGGAAAAGGUGGACAAAGGAAAUGGAAGCGACGCAAAAGUGAACCCAAAUUUCAAAGUUACGACCACUUCGGGGAAUCGGAAAUUGCCAGUGAGGAGAAAUGCUAAUCUAAAUUGUCACAACAGAAAGAACACUAAUUUUAACAGAGAAGACAAGGUGAAAACUUUUACCAGUGCAUUAUCUCAUUUGAUAAAGAACAACAUGGAGGAGGAACAAAAGGAGGAUGAUCAUCUGUUUAGGACAUUGGCCCCACCGGGUCGGACAUCCUAUGAACCCAUUUCUGCAGCUCCGGAUAGUUUCUCAGCAGAAGAGAAGGUAAAUAAAAUAAACAUAACGUACAGCCAUCACCAGGAUGAGCACAACGAGGAAGGUCUUAUGGAAGAUCACUCUAUCACGAAGGGGAACUGUGGCGAAGGUGUUGUCACCUCUAAGUGUUCAAGCGACAAAGGGAAGGAUAACCAAUAUAUGUCUUAUACACAGCACGACGAUCCUAACUCGAACUAUUCGUUUAAUGGGAAGAUAAAUAUUUCACGGGGAGGUGAAAAUGGUGAAGAAAUUAAUAUCCCACGGACAUGCCCCGAAGGAGUUACUUUUGCAGAAGGGAAUUCACUUUUUGAAGACUCCAAAGUGACAUAUGUGGAACCACCUCAAGGGAGUGAGAAGGGCAUUUCUAUACAGAGCAAAGGUUUAUUACAUAAAAAUAGAUGCGAGAAAUUUAAUCCCGAUUUGAUUCACUAUGUUGGUAGGAAAGAAGUGCACAGCGUGUGGUCAGGUAGAAACUUAUCCAAGGGGAAAAAUAAAUCUAACAAGGAAUUACACCUGAAGGGGUCCAUAAAAGGGAGCGUAUGUGAGAACGAUUGGAGUAGACUUCGAAGAAGGAACACCGGCGAGAAGAUGGAAAAGUAUUCAAUCCAUGUGUCUGAUUAUUUUUCAAAUCGGAAUGAUGACUAUACCAGGUACAUGAUUAGUGAAGAAGGUUCGCAGAAAGUUUUGGCUAGUGAUGACUCCCCACUUAUUUCCCGAGGUAACGACGACAAAUAUAACGAAGAUAGUUCUCAUAGCAGAAAGAGUAAUGAUACAAAACUGUUAAGGCAGAUGGAGAAUCAAUUCUCGGAGCGGGAAGAGAUACCCCCCGAGAAUGAACACAUCAAAGAAGACAUCCUUGAAAUCGAAGAACGAUCGUGGAAUUUUCCACAGUUAGGAGAGUUACAUAACGAUGUGACAUCUACAUAUACUGUACACAGUACUUUGAAUAGGAAAAGUAACGAAGAAGAAAAUAUUAUAGGGGGAAAAAAAGCUAGUCGUGGUGCUAAUAAUCCAUAUUGCAAUAGUACCCUUUUUUGCUGCCCCGUGAAGGAAGUCACCAAGGCUGCUCCGAAAUAUUCUAGAGCCACUACUCUGAUGAAUAAAUUAUUUAGAAGAGAAAAGAAGAGUCCAGAACAUGUAGAGAUAGGGGAAAGCGAUUUUAUAUGCGUUAAUAAGGUAUCGAAAGAAAAUUUGGAGGAAAUACAGAAGGACUCGUUAUUGCGUAAAUGCUCCAUUACUUUUAAGGAAGACAAAUCUAAUUUAUUUGAGGUGCCCACUGGGAAAAAGGGAGGAAGAACAUUCUCGUACGUGUCAAAUGGAAGGAAUGGGUCGAGAAGGUUGUGCAAAAAUUAUCCGAACAUUCCCUAUGAACUGUUGAAGAGGGAGAAAAAAAAUGGUACACAAUUGUAUAAGGCACAGAGAAACUUACCUACAUACGGUGAUUGGAGAAAAUACACUAAGGGGGAAAGCACUAAGAUGAAUAAGGCAGCUCCUGCGGAUAUUCAUUACCCUAAGUGUGAGAUUAUAUGCAAAAUUCCGAGGAGGGCCUUCACUACUUAUUUUCAAGACAGGGAUUGUUGA
This is a messenger RNA of Plasmodium knowlesi strain H, 2964 nucleotides long. RefSeq names its product conserved Plasmodium protein, unknown function. The record is from RefSeq and is a predicted model, not a curated record. The coding region runs from base 1 to 2964 and encodes 987 amino acids. Lineage: Eukaryota; Apicomplexa; Aconoidasida; Haemosporida; Plasmodiidae. The transcript has a single exon.